Rhodotorula toruloides NP11 is the source of this 1251-nucleotide messenger RNA. RefSeq lists its product as uncharacterized. Lineage: Eukaryota; Fungi; Basidiomycota; Microbotryomycetes; Sporidiobolales; Sporidiobolaceae. The record is from RefSeq and is a predicted model, not a curated record. The transcript is spliced from 3 exons. The coding region runs from base 1 to 1251 and encodes 416 amino acids.
AUGGCACGCGCCCCUAGUUACCGCAGCUCGUACCACGACCCGUAUGACGAGCUCGACGAGCUACCCACGUAUCCAGACGAGCAGGCGCCCUUUCCUCCUCGACCCAGGAGUCUCAAUGUCGAGGCAAAGAAGGACGGGCUCGCAGCUGGCGGACCGAUGACAGUCGAUCAGUUCGCUUAUGAGAUUGGCCGCCUCCGUAACGAAGUCGAGAAGCUCCCCUCCAGCACCGCUCGCACCGCAGAGCUUCGCGCUCAAGCGCUCGCCCUCGAUCCAGCCGACAACUCGCUCGUCGCCCAGUCGCUCCUCGCAGACCUCGCCGUCCAGACUUCCGCCGUAGUCGACGUCCUGCCCCCUCAGAUCGCCGAGACGCGCUCGUUGGCAAGCAAGGUAGCGGUACUGAAGCCUGCGGCGGGAAGGUUCCUCGUCACGGCGGGCGAGACGGCGGAACUCAAGGCUGAACUCGCAAGAUGCGCUUUGUCGCUCGAUUUGGCUAUCCAGCAGAUCAGCGACGGCGCCAAGACUGAGGAGAGUGACAAGCAGGAGGCGAGGGUGAGGCUGUUGAAGGUGAUCAAGGCGAAGCUGGGCGACCGCGGGACGGACGCCGAGCAGAUGAGCCUGCUUUUGACGGCGGAGAGGGAGGGCAGCGCGGCAAGGCCCGAGAAACUGAAGGCGCGUCGUCCUCGCCGGGGUAUUCCAACGGCCUCGCUGACGUUGUCUCGCAGCCUGGCUCGUUUGGCUGGCGGUGGACUGUCGAGCAUCCCUUUACCCGCCUCGAACAAGCGUGAGUCCGGAUUAUCGUCGACGGACGCCCCUCAACUGAGCUUCCGCUACUCCAGCGUCAAGAACAGCGGCGACGUGUCGUUCCUGUCGUCCCUCAAGAGCGCACCUACGCCCGCACCGUCCCUCUGGGCAAACCCCCUCUCCUACAUCCCCUCCUUCACCUCAGCCGCCAAACAACCAACAGGCUACGUCCCCCCCUCCGCCGCCGACACCAGCCUCACAGCAGCCGAAGAAGGCUCCUACGGCUCCCCUCUCGUCCCGCCUGCGCAAAAGCCCUCAAAGAGGUGGAUCAAGUGGGUGUUCUUGCUGUUGCUGUUGGCGGUCGUUGGGUUGGCGGUGGGAGUGACCGUGUAUCUGGGGAAGAGGGUGGACGAGCAUGCGAAUGGGGGAGACGAGACGGCGGCGGCGGUGCCGGCGACGCCGACAGUCAUUCUGGGUGCGCCGGGUCAUGCGAUUCCGCUCAUGUCGUAG